GAACAGAUGCAUUUCAGUUCUUGGCUUGAGCGUUCCCAAGAUGCCGCCACGCAAGGGAAAGAGAAGCAAGAAAACCACUGCUCUCAUUGAUGUCAAGAAAAGCGGGCCAGAACAAUGGGACGCUAUCCGCUAUCACCAUCCCAAAAAGCUGGAUGAACCUUGUGCGCGAACUCAAAGCGAUGGUGAAUGGUUUCCAAUCGAACGCAUUUUGGAUACCAUAUACAUCGUGGGAACGAACAGAAUGUGGCAACAUCUGGUGCAGUGGAAGCCAAGUUGGUCGAGGCAGGUUACUCCUUCAGCUCUACGAGAUUUCCAUGCAAAGGCAACUGUUUUAGGCUGUAUUGUCAAGGAUGAAACCUUGAGGUCAAGAGUCCGUCAAAAAAUUGAAUGGAAUCGGAGAGAAUUUAUGUGCUCGGAUUUUGCAGUACGUAUCACUGAUCCCGAUGGAACGUCUACUGUCGAGGUGUUACCAUAUCCUGAUGUAAAACGGCGUUUCCCCAGUGCACUGUUUGAGUUUUUGGAGGAUAGAGUUCCGAUUCCUAGAUCGAAAGUUGAGGACGAAGCUCGCAGCGAUGGUCUGCUGUCUGUUUAUGAUGAUGUAAAUAUCCCGGAAUGCCUGAAACGUGAUCCAGACGCUCAAAAAAUGACGAGAAAUGUCACAGUGAAUCAAAAUGUGAAAGAUGAAAAUGGGGAUUCUGUCAGUGCGUUGUCCGCAUGUGUUGCAAACAGUGGAAACAAGAAGAUCAGAAAGAGAAAGGAGCACAAAUACUACAAAGGUGCUAGGAGGAUAAAGAGAAAAAGCAAUGUCGUGAAAAUGGAGCUCGAUGAAGCGAACACAUCUGACAGAGCUGCAGUGGAGGUUUGCGACCGGACUUCUCAUCUGGAAAUGACUGACUCGGUGGAAAAAAGAGUCUCGCCCUCUUCAGCAAAAGAGUUCCUGGAUAAACUUCAGUCUGCCACAAGCGAGAACAGUUUGCCCACAAAAUCUCCUCCAAGCAGAGUGACUCUAUCGAUUAGCAUCGAAAGUCCUAAAAGUGUUGACUUGCAUAUUUCAAAAAAUGAAGAUGACGACGUGGUGAUAAUCUACGAUAAGGAAAGUCCUUGCAAAAUCGUGACUUCUACUGAAGCAAAGACUGCCUCUUCCCUUGAGACGAAAAGCUCGCCUUCUGUAGGCGCAACUAUGAAAGACCAGCGUCUGAAUGCUGAAAGGGUAUUCAAAAGGAGUGGUGAUGAGGCAUGUUCAAAAACUGCAACUCCUGUAAAACGUGUGUCUCCCCGUUUAUCAAGUGGAAGUAAUUCGAGCAAGCGGAACAUCAGUCAUGGAAAGCAACACAGGCGCAAAAGAAGUGCACCACUCAAAUCGCGAAAUUCGUUGGAUGACUACUUUGGACAAAGCCAUCAUCGUAAGCAACAUAGGCUUUCAGGGGAGGAGAAUGGACCACACGCUAAUGGACUUUCUAAUGGAGCUGUUUGA
This is a messenger RNA of Cylicocyclus nassatus, 1474 nucleotides long. The record is from the annotation of a GenBank genome assembly. NCBI's taxonomy places the organism in Eukaryota, Metazoa, Nematoda, Chromadorea, Rhabditida, Strongylidae.